AUGCCACCGCCGGUAGUGUCGGUCGCCGUCGUCGUCUUCACAGCGGCUGCCAUGCUGUUAGGCUCCACUCCGGCCCACGUUCACGCCGGUUUCGCCUGCCUGAGCAGCCCCUGUGCACAUGGUGUGUGCGUUGAUCAGCUCAACAGGUAUAUAAUUGUUUGGUAAAAUUUGUUAAAAUCAUUUUCCGAAUACAAUACAAUUCCUCGUCGAUAAGUACGAAUUGUAAAAACAGUACUACACAUAAAUAUUCGAAUCAAAUAAAUACUAUAAAUUAUAAUAUUUCCUUCAAAACUGCAAAUUGUAUUAUUUUAAAUUCUGAGCGUAUUAGUUUUACUCUAAUGCGUUUUACAUUUUUUUUUCUAUCUGUUAACAACUUCUUAACAGUGGUCUAAAAUUAAUCUUAAUCCUUACUCAAAAAAAAAAAAAAAAAACAGUUUUUGUUUCAAUGAUUUGAUUCCAUUUAAUUAAAUUUUUUCUAUUUUCUUUUUUUUACUAGUUGUCUUCAAAUUUAUUAUAAAUUUCUUUGUACUGAUUAUUACAAUUAGUUCACUGAAGAUAUUACAUUAUAAUAGAAUUGUUUGUUGUUUUAUUGUUACGAUAUACGUACGCAGUUCAUACACGUGUUAUUGUAUCGACGGCUAUACAGGUGUCCGGUGUCAGACCAACUGGGACGAAUGUUGGUCUUCACCGUGUCUCAACGGAGGUCUGUGUUUGGACGGCAUAGCUGAUUACAAUUGUUCGUGUCCCGAAGGAUACGCCGGUAAAUUAUAAAAUUCGUUUAUUAACUCAUCGAUUCAUUAGUGCGAAUUUUAUAUUGUUUUUUCUAUCACCCUCAGGACACGACUGCGAGAUCAACGUUAACGAAUGCCUGUCGAAUCCGUGCCAAAAUAAUGGGACCUGUAUGGAUUUCACCAACGGGUUUACGUGUCAAUGCCCUGUCGGAUACACUGGUCAGUUUUCGACGUUUUCGUUUAUGUUCACGAUUUAUGAACUAUUCCGCUCGAACUGCGAUGAAAACGAGAGAACGAAACCCCGAGUUUCUAAAUAACUCGCCUGUAUUAGGGAGUAAUUAUGCGAGUUUUUUUUUUUCAAAAGAUUCAUUAAAAAUGCACAUAAUAUUUAAUUGUACAUGUGUAUAGUUAUAUAUUAUAUACAUACAAGUUUAAAUUUUUGAAUAUAUUUGCGGUAUAUUAGUAAACAUAUAAUUUGACUAAUAUUCAAAAUAAACACGCCUUUAUGUAAUGUCUGUUAGAAGCGAAUGUAACGUUAUAAUACUAUUGUAAAUUUGUAUGAUAAUGUGAUAAAAAUCAUUAUGUUACAUAAUACUAUUAAAAGGCAAUUAUAGUAUGCCGUUGAGGAGAACAUUUUCCUAUAGCUCUUGUGAUCAUGCGUUAUACAUACAAAUGUAUAUAAAUCACACAUUAUUCAAUUAAUUACUGCUUGAUGUACAGUAGAACUCCAAUUAUCCGGACUAAUUAAUGUUAAGGAUGGCCCGGAUACGCAAAUAUCCAUAUAAUAUUGAAAUUUAAGUAUUGUAACACAUAUUAAAAGUUAUACAAAGUUAUACGUAUGGUACAUAUUCAAAAAUAUCGGCUUUAACUUCACAUAAAAAUUUAAAAUAUCAGAAUUUGAAUAUAUGCUAAAUUUAACCAAAAAAUGGGUUAAGCACGCUUAGUGAAUCACCCUGUAUAUAUGUAUUAAAUGAUUCGUCCGGCAUCGCCCGAGUUAAAUAAUACAUUUUUAGGACAUUAAUCAGCGGUCAAAACUAGGAUUCUGAAAAGGGCCAAAUAUAAUUUAUGAAAAUUACUUGCAGGCCGCAUACAGUAUAUCAAUACGAAUUUUUAUGCAAUAUUAACUUGAAAAAAUCUCUUUUUUAACGUAUUUUUUUUUUUUAUAUAAAUUAAUUCUUUCUUUUACUUAUAAAAAAAAGGUACAAGUUUAGAUAGGUACAAUUAUGUUGUACCUAUUUGUAUAUAUACGUUUAAUAAUAUUAUCUGUCUAAGGUAAAAACUGGUAAUUCAGUUUAAAUUAAAAAUUAACUGGUAUAAUAAAUAAGAAUAAUAAGAUAAGAUAAAUAAAAAGUAUAAUUGCAUGUAUUUACUUUAUUUACACAUUUAAAGUGUAGAAUGUACAAUUCAGUUUUAGACGUUUUAGUACGGGCCGCUUAAAAUUUGUUAAAAUGCCACAUGUUUAGUGAAGACCGCUGACAUAAAUGAAUAAAACACAUUUUAAAAUUUAAACUUUUUAAAAUAUUUUUUUGAAAAAUUUGAAAGUUUUGAGUAAAAGUAAAAAAAAAAAUUAACAAAAUACUCAUAAUAAUUUUAUAUUUGAAAUUCAAAUUAAUAGCAAUAGUCAACAGUUUUCAUUUGAAGCUAGAAAAAACAUUAAACACAGAUGUACUGAUGGUAGUUUUAUAGAUUUCAAAAUGAAAAUUAACAAACAAUAAAUGUUUUUUGAAAGAAAAGACACGAAAAUAAAUACGAUUUCGAGUUAAAAUUUAAAUUUAAAAUUUUAUUUUUGUCUUGCUUGUCCGGAUAAUAAUUGGACGUUCGGUUGAUGACGUUCGGAUAGUUGGAGUUCCACUGUAUCUACUGUAUCUAUAUUAUUAUCAUGUGUUUUGGAAUUUGUAAAUAGAAUAUAAUUUGUACAAACCGAAAUGAUCUAGGUACUAUUAAUCGGUUGUAUAAUGUUCAAUAGGUACAUAAUACGUAUAUUAUAGUCAUUAAAAAUAAAACAAAAAUCAAAACAUUCAGAGAUUUAUUGAUAUCCAUAUUUACGUUUUCAGGGACAAAUUGUGAAAUCGAUUUGGCCGUAUGUAAUUCGACUGGCGAAAUACAAUGCAAAAACGGAGGCGAGUGCAUCGAAGGUCCCGGUGUAUCUUUUUCGUGCAACUGUUCUCCAGGUAUGUAAUAUUAUGUAACACCAGGAUUGAUUUUGUGUUAAAAUUAUUUUUUUUUUAAACUCAUUAUUAAACAGUGUUUUAAACAAAAAGUUUAAAUUUAAAACAAUUGAUUUGAACAGCAUAUAAAAAACAGUCGUUAUAACACGGAACAAAAUUCCUUAACAAUUAAAUUUCACGAAAAAAAAUGAACCUAUAAAUAAAAUAAAUUACUAGUUUAAAAAAUACAUUUUAUUUUUUUGUUAUAAUAUCAUUUAAUAUUUAUUAUUUUAUUAGCGAAAAUAAGUUAUUAUUUCUUAUCGUUAUAAAUAUGAUAUACGCUAUAUGUAAAAAAGCACACAUAAAUAUAUGCAAUAUAAAAAAAAACUAAUAUUGAUGACGUAAAUAGACGAAACUACGGGUCAGGCCAUUCAGGCCGUGACCUGACCAUAUACUAACUGGAUAACAGACUAAUUAAUUGACUAAAUAAAACUUUAAAUUAAAAUUAAUUUCCGCAUUUAAAAUGCCUACAAUUGUUUGUUUAAAUAAAUAUGUAUACACUGUACACACAAUGCGUUCAUACCUACUGUAAAUUUGGGUUUGAUAUUUUAAUUCCUUGGAAUUUAAUCAUAUAGAAAUAAUUUAACGAUUAUUUUAUGUUAUAUCAAGUAAUAUUUUUUUCCCGAUACUAUUGGAUUAUGAUCGAUAACUUAAUCCAAAGAGUAAAGAGUUGUAGGUAAUUAGAAUUGUUUUCAUAUUUAUCAAUUGGCCUGUCCUCGUAAAAUUGUCUAGGUUCGCUAAUGCUGAUGUAUCAUUACUGUAAGUUUUAAGUGAAAGUUAGGAAUGUAGAAUACCUAGAGUAAUUUAAUUUAAAAUAUGUAAGCAAAGAUAAAUCAUUGCUAACAAAAUACGAGUCUGAGCGAAGUUCAGUGUUAUACAUGUUUCCCAAUGCCAUAAUUUUUAUGAUUUUUGUCAACAUUUUAUCUGUAAACCCCUAUAAAAAAAACUACUACACUACGCUCAAAUUUUUUUAGUAAAACUUAUAAAGAACAUUGUAUUCAAUUUUGAAGCGUUUCUUUUCGGUCAAAUAAUUUUAACCAAAUAAUACCGACAAUAUGAAAGAAAACUACGUAAAUAACCUAGAAAAUUCAAAACGUGCGGUCGCACCCCUUACUUCUAAAAUAUUUCCGAUUGGCUUACUGAAAAAGUGCACAAUUUUUUUUAUAUAAUUAUAAUUAAAUUUUUAUAUUAACAGUAUUAGUAUUUUACUGUCAGUAAAUAAAUAUAGUGCUGUCAAAUAAUUAAGUAAACACAAUGGAUGUAUCUUGUAUUUUAUAAUCUACCAGAUAUACUAGUUGAUACUUACAGGCUACAGAGUAUUGGUAUAGAUAAGGAACCACAUGGCCAAAAGUUGAAUAACUUCGAGAUUGAACGGUUAACGCGGUUGCUAUUAUGGAAACAUGACAAAUUAUUUAAUUUGGCUAAAUGAUCUUAUGGUACUAAAUGUUAAAAAAGGAAAAGUAAAUAAUAUCGAUUUAAAAAAAGCUGUAGGUGUAUUUUCUGGACUUGCCGGUAUCUUCUAAAUAUAUUUAAUUUGUUUUUCUUGAGAGUUUUACUCGUGCAAAAAUUAAUGUUUAGUGAUUAUUUACGCAACCCGGCGGGAGAUCGUACAUAUCUGAAAAUUUUAAAUCAGGACCGCACAUAUCUGGACCCUACAAAUAUAGAAUCUGUAAAUCUGAAUCGUACUUAUCUGGAAAAUAGAAUUUUGAUAUCCGUAAAAAUCUGGACAGUACAAAUCUGGACCGUAAAAAUCUGAAGUUAGACGUAGAAAACUGGACCCUAUUAAUAUGGACGGUACAAAUCUAGACUAUAUACUAUAUAUAUGCGAUUAAGGGGUAAGUGUAAGCCAUAAAUAUAUUAUUUCAUAAAAUAAAAUAUAUUAAGGGGCUAUGUAUAGACAAUUUGUAUUUUUAUUACUAAACGUUUUUACACAAACCCUUUAUUUGCCAACGUUAAAUUAUUGGCUUAAAUGUAAAAUACAAUUUUAUAAUGGGGCGUUCAAAUCUCCACAGAAUUUUGACAUUAAGCUUACUACUAGAAAUACGGAAAGAACAAUAAUUUAACGUUGGCGAAUAAAGAGUGUAUAUACAAGCGUUUAGUUAAUAAAUGUAAAACAAAUUACCUGUACAUAGCCCCUUAAAUAUUGUAUUUUAUGUAACGGUAUAUUUAUGGCCUACACUAAUCCCUUAAUCGGAUCUAUAAUAUAAUAUGUAGUCCAAAUUUGUAAGGCCCAGAUAUGUGUGGUCCAGAUUUACAAUUUCCAGAUUUAUAUGAGUAUCCAACCCAGCAUACAUAUUAUUAUAAUGUACAAUGUAUACGUUAGAAAAUUUAAAAUUUAAUUUUAAAAAAUGAUAUAUGGUAUAGCGUAUCGUAUAUAUUGUUUAAUGUAGAAAAUAUUUUAUUUUCUUAAACAAAUUGUUAAAUUUAAAAAAAAAUGUUUGGUAUACCUUAUCUAUGUAUGUUAUACAAUGUAUAUAUAUACAUAUAUAAUUAGUAUACUUUACUAUUAUAUAUUUUUCACAAAAUUGUACCUGAAAUUUAAAACAAUAUAUUAUAGGUAUUUAGUAUAUUAUUUUAUUAAACGCAAUGUUAUAUUACCUUCCAAUUAUUCUAUUUUUUUAAUCCGUUAUAAUUCGGUCAUUUUUCUCAUUUGGUGGACACCAGUAAUGGUGAAAAAGGGAAAGAUCCACUUUUGGUAGAAAUCCCUCACUACCCUCGAUACGCUCAGAAUCCAAUAUAACUUAUAUUUUUAUAGUUUAUACCACGCUGAAUUUCUCCGUUAUCAAACGUUUGCCACUUUCAUAUUUGCUCAUGCAUUGCAUAUUACAGUUGUAUAUACUUAUAGUAUAAACUGUAUACCAUCAUACACGUACGUAAGAUCGUAAAUUAUAAAUAUUAAUAAUUAUCAUAGUCGUGUAAUUGUAUUUUGUUUGUGUUAGUACUACAUCAGGUCAUAAUAUAAUUAUAUAAUAAUACACAGUGGCAUCGAAAAUUUAUGGUAGGUGUGGCGGCUGUCACGUCUGAUUUAAGGGGUGGGUAUUCCUUCAGCAUUGGUAGUUUAAUAUAAAACACCGUGCAUUUCACAAUUAAUGUAAGGAGCGAACUAAUCUAUUUUUUAACUACUACAACGUUACUGUUUAACUGCAUUAAUAAAAUCAGAUAACUUUUUAAUUAUAACUUAUAUAUAUAUAAAUAUAUAUUUAAUCAAUAGUUUUACGAAAAAUAACCAAUAUUAAAGUUUUUUUUUUUUUUUGUGAGUAUAUCCUAAUGCUACGAGGAGGAACUUCACCCUUGUGGAAAGUCCUUCCCCUACUACCUAAUAAAUGUCUAAAUCUACAACAGUGACUACAGCUAGUUUAUACCUUUGUGGUGGUGUUGCACGUAGACUAUACACAGUAAAAACAUAAACACGAUAGUAUUGUUAUUAUUUAACUAUUCUUGGUUAAAUCCGAGAUUAUAAUAUUUUUUUGUAGUAAUAGAAUAAUAUAAUUUUGAAUAGAUUUAGAAGAUAAAAAAUUGUAUGCCAACUAAAUGAAAAAACAAUGAACAUAUAUUUAUAUUGAAUAAGACGGACAUACUUCGCAAGAUGGGAGGACCCAGGCACGUGUAAAAGGGGAGGGUAUAGUAUAUGUAUAUUUUCAAUAAUAUACAUAUACUUGUAUGUUAGGGUAAAAUAUUCACAUAUGUAUAUUUUCUUUAAUAAUAAUUGAUUACUGAACUUAUUUUCUCAUAUUUUCUACGUUUUUUCCGGUUUUCCCGUGUUUUUUCUCGGGUUUUCCCAUUUAUUGGGAAAAUUCCUGAAAAAAUCAAGAAAUGACGUCCCUACAGUACAACCCCAGUCGGAUUUUCUUUCAAAAAAAGUGCUAUCAUUGUAAAUCAGAGGAAAAUUGCAGAUAGAAUAAUUGUCUACAUCAUUGUAAAACGAAUACUUUCCUCGUUCCACUUAGAAUCUAAAAUAAAUGUUAUAAAAUAUUAACAUUUUCAAUGAAAAAUAAAUAGUACUACAGUUAAAAGUAUGAAAACUUUUUUUAUUAUAAGAGUAUGAAAGUGUAAAACCUUAAACCUCCCUGAAUUUUUUUUUUGUAAACGUACCUGGGUGGACCAAUGUUGUGGUUGAGAAGUUGAAAGGGUAAGAUAAAAAGGGGAAUUUAAUGUAUAUAUACACAACGAUAAAACAUUGCAAACAAAAAACAAUUCUGAGCAGCGCUCAGUUAUAUAUGUUUUGAAUAACCGUAAGUAAUAUUACGAUUUUCGUCAAAAUUUGAUAAGUAUUAAAAUACUUAUAAAAAAAAUACUACAUUAAACUCAACUUUUUCUUGUUGGCUACUAAGUACAACUCAUAACGAAUCCCCUAAUAAAUUUUCAAGCAUUUCUGUUUGGUUAACAAUUUUAUCCAUGAAGUAUGUGCCGAAUAAAAAUUACGUAAAAAACUUGAACAAUUUUAAUGUCUAUAAAUAACUCAAAAAUUUAACAAAUGUUUUAAAAAUUUGAUCACAUUUAGAAAAGGAAAAUAAAACACUACACUCAACCUAACCUAUAUAAUAUUAUAUAACACUUAAAUCUUUAACAUAUAUACAAAUUUAUAAUAAAACCCGUAAAAAAAUAAGAAAUUAACAAUACUUUCAAUUAAAUCACAUUUAAUCAUUAAGUUCGAAAGUUACGAGGUUGUGCAUAGUUUUUUCUUAAAGAUCACAAAAAAAUACAUAGGAUUCACUUGGAAUUAAGUAAAAUUUUACUGUUAUAAGAAUAGCUCAUUUAUAGAAAUAUAUAAAAAUUAAAUUUUUAUAGCUUUUUUAUUCAUAUUAUAAAAAUCUCUAAAUUCGCCACUUUCUACUAGAAAUCUUCAGUAGAAUUCAUUUUUUAAGUUAUGAAAAGACUUCCUAUUAGCUCUUGAUUAUAGAUCAACUUCAUAGACUAUAAAGAGUUGAAAAUUUAAAAAAAAUCUGAAAAAUUAUAUAGAUUUCUGUGAAUCUUAUGUAUUUUUUGUGAUCUUAAAGGAAAAACUAUGUACAACCUCGUAACUUUCGAACUUAAUGAAUAAAUUUAAUAUUUUAAAGUAUCGUUAUUUUUCUAUAUUAUUUAAAUUGAAAAACUAAAUUUGCAAUGAACUCAUUGAGCAAGUUCUGAACAAUUAUUUUUUGGGCUCAAAAAAGUUUGGUUAAGUUUGAGACCACAAGGAAGCAAUUCCCAGUCUUAAUUCGAAAAAAAUAAAUUAAAAAUCAAAACAGUCUAAUGUAAUUAGGCUUUUAAUUGUUUCAAUAGAUUAUGAAUCGCAAUAAACAUAAACAGUAAAAAACCACUGUUAAAAAUCUGUUUAAAAUCUAAAACAUAAUAAAUAAUUGAUACCUAUGAAAACCAAUAAAUAAUGCAUACAAAUAUUGAAGAUGAUAAAUGCAGUAAAAACGGCGAUAGAUGAUGUCUGAUAAGUUAUAAAAUACACGAUACAUUCAUAGAUUACUCAAUUACUUGAUAGUACGAUAUAAGUGUUUACUGUCAAUAUAAAAUUAUAAUUUAAUUUUAUAAAAAAAAUAUGGUGCAUUAUUUCCGCAGGCCAAUUGAAACUAAUUUAAAAGUAAGGGGUGCGACCGCACAACCUGUCCCCCCUCCCCCGAAUGACGCCCCUGAGUGAUUGUUUUAAAUUUUAUUAUUAUUAUUAUUAUAUAUACUCACUGAUAUUGAUUUGAUAUUUUGAUAUUUUUACUGACGAAUGUGAUUUUAGAUUCUGAGUGUAGCGAAAAAUGUAUUGGUUUUACAAAGAUGUUUAUUUUUUUUUUUAUAUAUAUAUUGUGUACAAAAAUUCUACCAGAAAGCUUAACCCAAUGUGUACGAAAUAGACCUUUUUCUGAAAGGAAAUUUUCUUAGGGUGGUACUUUAAACAGGUCAUAUUUCGAUUUUUUCAAAAAUUUUUCUCAUCAAAUGUGAAAACCGAAAAAAACGGAGAAAAAAUGGAAAAACGAACGAAAUAUAUUAGUAAAAUAUUACGAUUUUUUUUACUGUGAACAACUUUUCUACCAGCAAUUUUGCUCCGAUUUGCAGUGAUGGCACUUUUUCUAAAAGAAAUCGGACUGAGGAGAUACUUUAAGAGUAAUUUUUUAAAUUUCUCAGGAGUUUUCCCAAUAAAUGGGAAAAAAUGUUUCUAAAAACCAACAUCACGAUAAAUUUUCAAGUAUUUCUAUUUGGUCAAACAAUUUUAUCCGUGUAGUACAUACCAAAGAAAGACUACAUUGAAUUACAAUAAAAAAAAAUUAUAAUAAAACUAUAAAUAAUUAAAACCAUUCUGUAAUGUUUCCCUUUCCCUAAAUAAUCUUAGAAAUUAUCUCCAAACAAACCGUUAAAAAGAAGUAUGUCCGUACAUACUUCGCACGUAGAUGCAUCCACUGUUGUAGGUAGGAAGUUGGGAAGGUAGGAUACAGAAGGGAAUUUAAUGUUAUAUCUAUAAGCAACGAUGAACCAUUGCUUACGAAAAAACGAUUCUGAGCGGAGUUCAAUUGAUAGUGAUACUUUUUCAACAAUAUAUAUGUUAUAUUUUGGUAAAAUAAUUAUAUAGACAUUAUAUAGUUAUAACAGUAUUUGUUUAAUGUACCGAUUUUCCCGUUUUUCCUACGUUUUUCCCGGUUUCCCCAUGUGUUUUUCCUAGGUUUUUACAUUUGCUAGAAAAACUUUUGAGAAAAUCGAAAAAAAACCUAAUGUAUCUUCCCAGUUAAAUUUCCUUUCAGAAAAAGUGAUAUUGUAAAUCGGAGCAAAAUUGCUGAUAAAAAAGUUGUACACAGAAAAAAAGGCUAUAAUAUUAUUUUACUAAUACCUACAUUUCGUACAUUUUCCGUUUUUCUGACAUUUUAUCUCGGUUUAUCAUAGAUAUUAUGAAAACCGCUUGAAAAUUACCUCCCUAUAUUAUCAUGUAGAUAAAAUUUCCUUUCGGAAAAUAAGUUACAUUUGAAACAUCGGAGCGAGCAAGAUUUUUAAUAGAAAAAUUUGCACAACAAUAAAUCACAGGGUAUUUUGUGAUUAAAUAGUCCGAACAAGCUAUGGCUUAGGACUCUAUAUAAGUACUCCUAAAACGCAUUUGUUUUUUCCUUGUUUAGGGAAAAGGGCAAAAAAUACAAACAAUUAUUUUACCAUAAUAUAAUAUACACAUUGUUGACAAUGCAUCACUAUCAACUAAAAUCUGCUCAAAAUCGGUUUUUCAUUAGUAAUUGUUUUUCGUUGCUUACAGAUAUAAAAUCUCCUUCUAUUGCCUUCCCAACUUUCCGCUUACAACAGUGGCUACACCCGUCUCCAUUAUCCUAGAACAACUUUUUUAAAACGUGAUUUGUAUUAAUUACUUAAUAUUCUUUCCGGUUCUCUCCUUCGAGCCAGGAAAAUCGUUCAAAAAAAAACCCGUUAAAUUCCCAUUAAUUAUAAAUCCAUUGUCUAUAUAUUUACUAAUGUUAUGUUCUGCGUGACGUUUCAGGAUGGAACGGGAGAACUUGCGAGGAUGAAAUCGACCAAUGUGAUUCGCGGCCAUGCAGGAACGGAGGCGUGUGUAUCAACCAGCAGACGUCGUACUCUUGUGUAUGCCUUUUCGGUAUGAUUAUUUUAUAUUAUUGACAUAAUCAGUGGUGCGCAGGUCCGUUUUAUCGAAUUAAAAACAAGUUUACUUCUGUAAAACUACUGAAUUAUGUGUCGACUGUGUGAUAGAGAAAUUAUAAUUUGUGUUUUUGACUUUUAAUGGUUUUAAUACAACAUCACUCUUAUAGUAUAUAAUAUAAUAUUAUUAUAACAGCAUUAUCGUUACGUUUGUAGUUAUCAUUAUCGAAAAUAUAUAGAUAAUAAAUAUUUAUUUAUUGGUUUAUUUAUCAAACACCACGAACCUGAAAAACAUCCACAAAAAUAUUUACAAACAAGUGUCCGUGUAAAUAACGGCAACAAUUAACUUACUAUAUUUGCUAUAUAUUGUCCACCACAAUAUUAAGUAGAUGACAACAAGUUUACUGAAUUCUUCCGGACUCUGGGUAGUAGAUUCAUUACUGGAGGUGAUUAUAAUGCCAAACAUCCUUUCUGGGGAUCGAGAUUGAUUACCACCAAAGGACGUGAUUUGUUUAAAUCUGAAAAUAAAAUUGAAGCACAAUUCAUCUCACCUAUAAAACCAACCUACCGGCCAUCUGACCCAAAUAAACUAUCUGAUAUUAUUGACUUCAAUGUAAUUGAAGGAAUAUGAUCAAAUUAUGUAGAAGUUUUAUUGUAAUAGUGAAACAAAAAAAAAAACUUCCAUAACAAACAAAAAAACGAAUUGGGACUUAUUUAGAAGUGCUCUCGAAAAAAAUAUAACUCUUUUAAUUAGAACAAGAACAAUAGCCGACAUUGAAAAUGCAGUUAAAAAAUUGAUCGACGAUAUUAUUAAUGCGGCAAAAAUUACGGCAGCUACUAUUGGUAAGGCCAGACUACAUACCCACUGGAUAUAAGAAAUCUAGUUCAACAAAAAGCCGAGUGAGAAGAACAUGGCAUAAUACACGGUAUCCAAUGGAUAAAACCCAAUGGAACCAUGUAAGCAAAAUACUUCAUAAUAAAAUUAACGAAAUGAAAAAUGAAACUUUCAGAUUACACGUAAGUGGUCUCUCUUCAACAGAUAAUACCGAUUAUUCGUUAUGGAAAACCACAAGACAUAUGAAGAGACCUCGUGUUCGGAUACCACCCAUCCACAAGGAAGAUGGCACCUGGGCUUGCAGUGAACAAAAAAAAGCAAAAAUAUACGCUCGAUAUGUUAAACGCGUAUUUCUACUACAUGACAUCGACUCUGAGCUUGAUUUUGUGCAGUGUUAACAGCUUAAUGCAAAACUUGAAAAUAUUAAACAUUUCACUCCAUUAGAAGUUGCUAAAGUAAUAGAGACAACUUAAACUCCAAAAAAGCACCAUGCUAUGAAAAAAAUAAGUCCAAAAAUACUUAUAGAGCUUCCAAAGAAAGCUAUCAUUUAUCUUAUGCACAUAUACAAUGCUAUUUUUCGCUUAGAAUACAUUCCGGAACAAUGGAAAAGAGCACAAGUGAUUAUAUUGCUCAAACCGGGAAAAACACCAGAUGUCACAUCAUACCAACCGAUAUUACUCCUUCCUUGUCUAAACUUUUAAAGAAACUUUUACUUAAACGUCUAAAAUCAAUACAUCUUAUACCGGACCAUCAGUUUGGAUCCCGCAACAUACAUUCGACAAUCAAACAAGUCCAUCGCAUCACUAAUGUUAUAAGUAAAGCUCUGAAAGAAAAAUAUUACUGCUAUGAAAUGUUCCUUGACGUAGCUCAGACUUUUGACAAAGUCUGGUACAAAGGUUUCUUCAUCGAAUUGCGUUCAUCAAAUAUCAGCUGGAGUACCACAAGGUAAUAUCUUGGGAGCUAUCCUGUACCUACACUACACAGCUGAUGUACCAAACGAUGGCAACUAUGUUUCCCGAUGAUACGGCAAUUUUGUCGACAAGUAAGAAUCCGCUAGAAUGUCCGCUAGAAAAAAAUACAGAUUAAAGAAAAAAUGCGAAAGCUCUAUUGGUUAGUUGGACCCCACUCCGAGUUAACUAUAGAAAACAAACGUCUGCUAUAUGUAGCUAUCAUAAAACCAUUUAUGGCAUUGAACUUUUUGGUCGUGCCAGUAAGUCUAACAUUGAUACAACGCUGUCAAAACAUUGCUCUUCGGACCAUCACUGCAGCCUACUGGUUUGAACGAAACGAUGCCAUUCACCGCGAUAUGAUGCUGCCUACAAUAACUAACGAAAUCCAAAAGUUUGCUCACAAACACGAGAAAAGAUUAGGUCACCAUGUUAAUCCACUGGCCACCCAAUUAUUAGACAACUCCAAAGAUGUUAGACGCCUUAAGUGUCUGAAGCCAUACGACUUAGUUUAAGAAUUUAAAUUAAGGAUAGGAGCCAUUUCAUUGGAAGUGUGACUUCAUAAACGUGUAAAGUAUACAUUAACAUCUAGUAUUUAAUAUAUAUGUAUAUAUAUUGUUAAAUAUAUUUAUAAAGACCUUCAAGUCGUUUAAAUAAUAAAGCCUCUGGGUAUUUGAAAAAAAAAUAAAUAUUUUAAACAUACACUAUAAUAUUUUACACCAUAACGGAUGAAUUAAAAUUUUUUCAUAAACGAUACAUGUGAGCUCAGAGUUAGUCAUACGGCUUUGUCAUACCGUUAGCAACAACAUCGAAAUGGACAUUCGAGAUUUUUUCAAAAAAGACUGGUAGAAAAUAAUCAAGGAGUAAUUUAUGAGAGUGUAUUAAUAUUAAUCAUUUUGUUUUCAAUAUGACAAUAAUAUGUCGGUUACACUUAUAUAUUAUAUUCUUUAUAUUUAAUUACUAAUAAAAAUAAAAUAGGUAGGUACUUUACAUGUCCGAUUAAACUGUUACAACAAAAAUAAGUUUCUCACAAUAUAUUUUUUGGCUAAAUUACUAUUCGGACAUUUUAUCAGGGAUUGAAUUUAAAAAACAAAAUGUAUCGUUUUUACGAAUUCUGUUAUUCGAACAUUAUACAAUAUUAAUGCUUAACGUUAUUGUAUGUUCAAACGUUAUUUUAUUUUUUUUCGUUUAACUUCAUCGAGUUUUUUAACAUUGUUUUAAUUUUUCUUAUCAGUUAAAAUAUUAUUUAACGUUAUAAAUUAAUUUUAAAUUAUGAAAUUUUAUAUUCUGAGCGGAACGAGGAAUAUAUUGGUUUUACAAUGAUGUUCAUUUUUUUUUCUGUGGACAACUUUUCUACAAGCAAAACGAAAAUCGGAGUGGGGAGGUACUUUAGGGAGGUCAUAUUUUGGUUUUCCCAAUAAAUAGGAAAAACUUACGAAUAACGGGAAAAUAGGUACAAUAUAUUAAACAAAUACUAUUAAAGAAAGUAUAUAAUGCGUAUGUAAUUAUUAAUGUAAUUUAUUAUUUUACCAUAAUAUGACAUAUAUGUUGUUGACGAAGCAACUCUAUCAACCAAACUCCGCUUAGAAUCGUUUUUUCGUUAGCAAUGGUUUAUCGUUGAAUUACUUUAUGUAUCCUACCUUCCCAACUUCCCACCAGCAAUGCUACAACCAUCACCAAUAUCUGCUCGUUUUUUGAUUAAUUUCUAUUGUUUUGGUCUGUUGCAGGUUUUACGGGUCGAGACUGCGACGUAGCGCUGCGUCUGUGCGAUCAACACGAGUGUCAAAAUCACGCCCUUUGUUUGAUCGAGGACCAGACGUCAGUCUGUUACUGUGUACCGGACUACCACGGGAAAUACUGCCAGUACCAGUAUGACGAAUGCCAACUAGGAAUCGGGUAAGUAAAUAUUAUUUCACACGCGUUAUCAUCAACAAACCGACCGUCUAUUUUGUACGUGAUGGCAAUAACUCCCGUUUCACCAACAGAUUUCGAUGCGUUUUAAUAAAUGUUUCAUAUUUUUAUAAAAAACAACGUCUACUCGUAUUAUCAAGGAUAUAUUUAAGAGUGAAAGAAUUUACCACGGGCACAAUAUUUCACGGGAUUGUGUUAAUCUUUUAAUAGAUACCGUAAAAUAGUAAUUGUAUAUAUUAUUAUUUAUUAGCUACGUUAAUAGUAUAUUAUCGUGACAAAAUAGAUUGCAUCAUGAUUAUUUAUGAUCUAUUACAGAUAAUUUACAUUAAGAUAUAAAUUGGUCUUGUAGCACAAACAUUUUCUUUUUUUUGUUCGAUAUUAACUCUGUCCCACAGCUUACACUCGCUUAGCAGGGCUUGUGUUUUAGAGUACAAAGUGUCCAGUCCGAAUUUUAAAGUAUGCGGCCUACGUGUUGUAAAAUAAUUUGUUCUGAUAUGAUAUUCUUCUAUUUCUCGGCACUAUGUACAAAUGACACCCCUGGUUUUAGCCAACCAUACUAAUUACACUGUUUAUGUCUUUUACUGUGGCACCGCUAACAUGACCGACAAUCAUAUUUGAAAUCAUAAAACACAUUAUGAAUAGUGUCAAAUAACAACAAACAAUUCUACAAUACUACUAGUUAAAAAUGUAUAGAAGGACUUGAAUGCCAAUUUUGUUUACAUGUUGACAUAUUUUAUGCCUGCUUUUAUAUUUUGUCAAAACCCCGACACCAUUCAAUAUAAACUGACUAGGAACUUUUAAUUUAUUUUCACGAAGGUGCGAAAACGGCGGGACGUGCGUGGACGGCGUUGACGGUUAUACGUGCACGUGCCCGAAAGGCCUGACGGGCCAUUCGUGCGAGUGCGCGUACCUCGACGAACGUACGGCCAACUGCACGGGUGUCAUAACGCCGUACUACACGGAUAGCGCCGACGGCGAUAGUGACGACGACAGCGGCGGUAUCAUCACCACCACGGAAGAGCGUCCGACCACAGUAUCCGUGGAAGGGCACUCGGUUGUUGUGUCCACGCCGGACUGGCCGGACGCCGGGACCGGUGGUUGGACGGACAAAGAGUACUCACCACCGCCGCCGCCGCCGACGCCGCCGUCGGACACAGCGUCCGAGAGCUCAUCGAGCCCGGCGUAUACGCUAGCCACGGAUCCGGCGCCGAAAACGACGGUCAUGGCCGCGACGUUUGGCCACACCGAUGAACUAGAAGAUAACACAGACGCCAGCACCCAUGACCGAGAAGACGCCGAACCUGGGACGAUUGUCGACAUUGAAGUCACGUACGACACGACCGCCGGGUGGACGCGUCCCGCGGUAUCUGGCACGUCCGAAAUCCCGGACUACGCCGGCGUUGGCGACGAGAACACGAGCACCACUCGCAGGUCGACCGUCACGGCGAGCUCGACGAAAACCGAUAAAACGGAAACGGCUUCCUCCUUGACGUCGUUGUGGUCGAAAACGACUCAUCUGCAGACUUCGACGGCCCCAGCCUCGAGAGCAACAACGAUAAAUUACCGGCAUUCGAUCGCCACCGAACAGGACGUUGCGUUCACAACUUUUUACGACGAAAUGUCCACCGACUUUGAAUACAAUUUGACGAGCUUCGCCGUCCCGGUGACAGAACCCUUCCCGAGUGCCAUGGACAAGAGUUGCGCCAACGUGCUGUGCCUGAACGGCGGCUCGUGCGAAAAAUCAAAAACUGGACACAAGGCGAGUACACAUAAUCAUUAUAAGAAUACCGAAUUAACUAUUGCCGAUCGUCUUUUUAUUUGAUUUUUUUUUUUUUUUUUAGUGCAAAUGUUCGUUCGGGUGGAAAGGUGAAGUUUGUAACGAAAGAAUCACCAUUAAAGUGUCGGCGUUUACGGGACAGUCGUUUCUCAGCCACAGACUUUCGAACCGCUCUGGUGCCGAGAUAUCGAUGGAAAUUCGAACUCUGGCACCCAACGGUAUCCUAUUCUAUGCACAAGUCACUACGCACAUGUACAUGUGUCUUUACUUACAGGUAGGUACGCAUUAUAAAUGCAUAGGUACCUGGUUAUAUGUAAUAUAACCAGUAGUUAAAGUGUGACAAACUUCGACAAUUUAAGGACGUUCCCUUAACUAAACCUAACCAAACCUCAAGGAAAAUUUAAAUUAUUAUUAUUAAAAUGUUUAAUGGCUUAUAAUAAUUGCUUAACAAUAAUUAGUUUUAUUGAAAAUAGUAUAAUAAAAUGUUUGCUCAUUUUAUUAUCAUUUGCAUCCUACAAUAUAGAUAGUCUUAUAGUAAUAAUAAUUUUUACUUUCAUAGUUUUAUUAUUAUUAUUAUUUAUUUAAAUAGUUUGGUUUUUGCGUGCAAGUGUUUGCAUAUUAGGUUUUAGUCACUAGGUUUUUAGAUAUAGGUUUUCUGAGAAAAAUAGACUUGUUUAAAAUUGUUGACAUUUGUAAUAAUUAUUCCAGUUCACAUUACUUUACACAUAAUUUCCACAUUUGAACCAUUUAACUAACCAUUUUGCAUACUUUUAAAUUAAUAUGCUUAACGUUUCAUCAGAAUUUACUUAGUCAAUUCCUAAAACAGAAAAUAAUGUUAAAACCAGAUUUUAAUGACAUAAUGAAUAAUUUAACCUAAAUCUAGAAGCUUUUCCUGAUACUUUGGAAAUUCUUCAAAUUAUUUUAACUUUUUUAACUAUUCCAAGGUUCUUUUUUUCGCUGAAAAGAAUGAAAUCUUACCUUAAGACAAUCAUAAGUGACGAACGUUUAUGAAAUUUCGUGAUGCUUAAAAAGAAAAAUAAUACAGCGUUAAAAGUGAUUUAAAUUAAGCAUUUAAUCAAAUAAAAGUUUGCAGAUACAAACCUACUUAAUGAACAAAAGUUAAAAACUAACAGUUUACAGUUGUAACAUUUUCAAAUAUAUUUUAUACUCAGUUAAAUAUAUUUGCUACCUAGGUGCUUUUUACGAUUUGUUUGAUUUCUCCCCUUAAUUAUCAUCUUUAACUAUUGAAGACAGUUUCAUACUAAUCAUAUAAUAUUUGUAUACUAAUUAAAACACUUAAAUAUCACGUAUAUUAGAUUCGGAUCGUAGUGAGGGAUCUAUUGGUUUUACUAUGAUGUGUAUUUUCUAUUUUCUAUUUUCUAUUUAAAUUAUGUUUUAUUAAUUACAGGACGGUCUGUUAAAAUUCCAAUUCUCCUGUGGAGUGCAAACAAUGUUGUUCAGCGAAACCAGAUACCGGGUGAACACAGGCCACCGUCUGUUGCUGACAGCUGCGUAAGUUAAUAACACUUUAUUAUCCGUGUUAAUGGUUGAAACACAAAUGAGCAUAAAAGGCCUUUAAUACGACACAGUUGACCAUUUUUUCAGCGUAUGAAAGGAAUAAGUAUAUGAAUAAUUCAAAAGAAACCCUUAACGAUCGAGCAUAAAAAUACUGUCACGACCAUUUGCCAUGUUAAAAAAUAAUGUUGGUUAUCAUAAAGUACCUCACUUUUCUCUCCACUUUAUCCAAUCAUACUUAACCGCAUGUUUAAAAUCCUUGUCAAAGUACCGUUCUUUUGUACAGAAGAUCCUAGGUAUGAACUUAAAACUUCCAACCUCGCUGUCUUUGCUUAUUAUGUCACCGUCUAUUGUCACUAGCUCUCUUGUCCUAUCAACCUUUUAUUCUGUUUCUCCAAACGUAUACUCUAUAUUAUACUCUGUUUUAGUUCUACUUAUACUUGUAGUCCCUUCCUUUAAGUGCUACUUUGUCUCACUUCUAAUUCUCUUUUCCAUAAUUUUUUUUUCGAAAUGUUGAUACUGUUACUCUAUAAUUUACACACCCUUUUAUUUAAAUAUAGGUAUUACAAAACUAUUCCUCCACUUGGCGUUUUCCCUUCUACUAACAUUUUAUUUGAAAAAUUGUUUAACUAGCCUUAGCCUAACUCUCCCAAUAUUUUCUACACUUCCAUAGUAUUUCUCAUCGAAUGAUUUCGGAGUUUUUUUUUUCAAAAAUUUCGUCUAAAUUACCACAUAGAUCAUAACACUUAUUAAAUACUAAAUGUACGAGGUCGUCUCAGGACAUAGGGUCUUAUGGUAUUUCGGGUAAUAUAUGUAUAUGAUUGCGCACCUAAUAAUUUAUUGUUUUCCCGUUCAGUUUGGACCACGCUAUGUCCCACUCCAUGUCAGAACAUUGCAAAGCGUCACUUAGGGUUAAUGAAACGUUGGCCAUGAGUGGCGAACAAGCAGCAGCGGACGGCUCGUCGGAAACCGUGAAAAAAGUGGCGCUUUUAUAUUUGGGUGGAAUACCGUCCGGUCAAAACGCUACGGCCGAACUGCCGGUCACGGUAGGGAUCACCGGUUGCAUAUCGCGUCUACAGGUGAGUACUGAUUGGACGAGUAUAUUCAAAUAACUGCGUGUACAUACCAAGUGGUACGCCUUGAAAUCCGGAAGAUGUAAUAAAUAUUAUUCCUGAAUAAAUCGUAUAAUAGUCUUAUCAUUACCUACAAUAUGGAAAUUUAAAAAUCGUGUAUCUAUGAAAUUAAUUUUUAAUUAAUAAAUCAAGAUUUCCUUGUAGCUCGGCUAAAAUAUAAACAUUUUAAGAUUGCGUUUCUAGAUAAACACUUAUAAGUUAUAGUUAUUGUAUUAAAAAUCCAAUGGGGGAAAUAUGAGUACGUGACCCCUAACCACCCUAUGCAUGCAAUUAACUAGUACACAUAUCAUAAUAUACACAGUACACAUUGUGAAAAUAAUAUCUAACAUACCUCUCUACUUUUAAACGUUUCACAGAUCGACGAAGUGGUUCACAAUGUAUACGAAAACGCUACCGACGGACACGGCGUGAUCGAGUGUGCUUCGCUCACGUGCUUAUCGAGUCCCUGUCAAAGUUACGCUACGUGCGUGGAGUUUGGUGAUUCGUGGAACUGCCUCUGUCCUUCUGGGUAAGCAUAUCGCCUAAUAUUUUAUUGUGGUGUGGUGACAAUGCAACUAUCCAACUAGUGCCAUUUUUAUUUUUUUCCAGAAACGGUGAUUUUCUGUUGUAAUAGCUCAUCAGAACAUAUAGCAUAUUGUCCUAUUUAUUUCAUCAAAUAAUAAAAUAAUAAACAAUUAAGAUUGAAUAGACAAUAAUGCAUUAAUUGCACUUAGAAAUAUUACGUAAAGCACGAUUCCGUACGUUUUACCUUUUGGGAACAUAAUUCCGUUCGAUUUUGAUCAAACAAUGAAUUUUCCGAAUGACCUCAAUUUGUUUAAUUUUCUUAAAUAAUACGUUAUAAAAAAAUUUGAUGAACUAGAAAAAGUCAAAGUUAAAUUUAAAAAGAAAGAUAUUUAUGGAGAUUAAAUAAUACAAGUGAUUGUUCUGUUUCCGAAAUAAUAAACUCACUUUGUUUUCCAUAUUAACUAAUUAGAAAUUUGACUUCUAUGACACGCCGCAUUUUACACAAAAUUACGUGGUUAUGGCGCCAUGGUACAAUGUAUAACGUAUUACGGGGAUAAUAUUAAAAUUGGAUAUCUUACCUUAUGAUACAAUAAAAACUUAUAUGAUGUAUAACGAUUUUAAAUCGCUGUUGUACAUUAUAUAAAUGUUACUAUAAUAUAGUUAGGAAUUAUCUACGUAAAACACUACAACUAAGUCAAAUAGUCAAACACCUAUACGUGCACUAAAAUCUUAGGUAAAAACCGUGCGGAAUCGUGUCCUACCCUAAAUUUGAACAUUUAGCUUCAAUCUGGUAAUCUGUACGUUUUGUAAAAAAAUGUUAAAACUGUGUCUUUUAAUUAAUUUAUAACACAUUUAGUUUAUACUAAAUAUCAUAGGAAAUAGUAUAGGGAAUGCACUAUUCGAUGCGAUUAGGAAAUAAUUCAUUUUUUCAUGAGUGAAAAUAACUUCAUAAGUGAAGAUGAAAAUAACUAUUGCAUUUUUCAGAUAUCAUAUAACUUUAGGAUUAAUUCAACACGGGAAAUAGUAGGUACUAAACGUACCGUUUAGGCGAAAUCUAACCACGUCAUUUUAUUCCCCGCCAGUUCUACAUUAUGUGUUUAAUAAUGUUGACAGUAAUAUUUGUUUCACAUUGUCAAUUACGACGUACCUCAACAGAUUAUAAGUGUGAUAAAAAAGCGAAAUUUAAUAAUAAAUACCAUUAGAUACCUGUGUAUAGUAAAGUAAUAAUAUUCUAAAGUGGUUUUACGGGAUAAUAUAGGUAUAUAUUUUAUGUAUAUAUAUUUGUUUAAUGUUAAUCUCAAUAACUACGUCUUGAACGGUUUUUAAGGUUCGUCGGAAAAAACUGUGAACGGUCUGUGUGUGAAAAUAACCCGUGCAAAUUCGGCGCCACAUGCGUAAUCUAUCCCGGAAGCGGAUUCAUUUGUUUGUGCCCUCUCGGGAAACACGGAAUGUACUGCGAGCACGGUAAUUAUAUUACGUAUUAUUACGACAUUAUUUCUGGGAAAAUAUAAAAAAAAAAUCCAGAUACCGCUGAUUGGUGUGCCACUGAUUUGGGUGGGCGGUUGGGAGAAAAUACAGUGUGAUCAAUCCUCGUAAAGUACUCAUUAUUAUCAUUUGUACUCCACCCAAACUUAAAAGUAAAAUAUAUUUUCAGAGGGUUGACGGAAAUUAAAAAUUCUAACAGCAAAAUGUAUUUAAACUAAAACUUUAUCUAUUUAUGCAAUUUUUAAUAGAUGCUUUUUGAAAAUCAAAAGUGGUUAACAGGUAUACAGUUUUCAAUCCCAACAAUAAGAAUGGCAAAAAAUAACGGUUAUGUACGUUUCAAAACUACUUAUUCUUUAAAUUGCUUAAAAAAAAAAAAUUAAUAGUUUCUGUGAUAAUGAGUGUCUUUUCAACAAUUGAUUUAUCUGUAGUUAAUGUGAAUAAUUUAAUUUAUAUUUGUACGCAAUAGUAAAGGAUUGUUAUCGAGAAACGAUUCUGAGUAGAAUAACAUUAGUUGUAUUUUAGAUUCUAAAUGGAGCGAUGAAGCUUAUAAUUUUAAAAAAAUGUUUAUUUAUUUACUUUUAUUUCUGUAAACAACUUUUCUACCAGAAAUCCUACUAGGAUUUAUAAUAAUAGUAUUUUUUUCUAAAAGUAAGUAGCCUGGGGAGGUACUUAAAUAAGGUGAUUUUUUGAUUUUCCCAGAAGUUUUCCCAACAAAUGUGAAAAACCAAAAAAAAAAUUGAGUAAAAAUAGGAAAAUUUACGAAAUAUUAAAGGUAUUAGUAAAAAAAUAUUACGGCCUUUUUUUUAUAUUGACAUGUAUGACAAAGCAACACUAUCAAUUGAACUCCGAUCAGAAUAGUUCUUUUGUAAUCAAUUGUUUAUCAUUGCAUAUAUUAAAUUUCCCCUCUACUACCUUCCCAACUUCUCACCUACAACAGUGGCUGCACCCACGUGCAAAGUUGUCCAGCUUAUAUUUCUUAUUGCCAAGAUAACCUAGAAAUCAACAAAUAAUUGCCAACUGCAGAGAAAAUCAAAAAUAACCUUAUCAAUAUGUACAGCUAAACCAAAACUUCUAUACCAAAGUUCCUAUACAAUUUUUAAUCGGAGAAAAAUGUCUGGUAGAAAAAUAACAAAAAAAAUGACUACCAUCAACUAAAACUGAUUAACUAUGAUAAAUCUCGUAUUGAAUCAUUAAACAUUUUGAGUUGCCCAAAAUAUUAUAUUUACAUAAAUCGAAAGAAUUUGUUUUCAUCAUUUUUACCCAGUUAUUUUUACGAUUUUUGUCAACAUUUGAAUGGUAAAUGUGUAUAUAUAAAAAAAAAACUGCUAGGUAUAUUGCACUCAAAAUAGUAUUUAUUUUUUUACCAUAAAGUACAAAUUAUGAUAAAUCCCGAACAAAAUGUUCAAACGUGUCCACUGGACCAAAAUACUUUUAUCUACAUAAAACCGAUUACCGAAUUGAAAAAAUGUCAAAUGGUUAUAAUAUUAUAAUUAAAAUAUCGACAGAUUAAUUUGAAAAUGUUGCCUUAUUUUACCUAGGCAUUAUUCGUUUUUAUAUAACAAUUGGAUAUUAUACAAUUGUUUUCAUUCAAAUACCAAACACACUUUUUCUCUUUCAGAUAUUUUUCCGAUUCCCGGAUCUUUUUAAUAUUUCCCUUUCUUUAUAGAAUGAUAAUCAUUCGUGAAAGCAAUAAUAUUUAUAUUAGACCGUAUUCAUCCAUAGACCUAGAGAUCGGUGAACCAUUUUUCCCGGGCAGCGUAAGCGGGCUCUCGUCGUUCGCCUCGUAUUCCAUACCGGCCGAAAUCCAUCAAAGUUUCCAACUGUCUAUGCAUUUCGUGCCGAAUUUUAUGGACCAGAUCGCGCUGAUGAUGUACAUUGGGCACGACGCUUCCACCGAUCACGUGGCCCUGAGUUUCAUCAAGGGAUACAUAGUGUUGACGUGGAACCUCGGAGCCGGCGCCAGGAGGAUUUUCACGCCCAAACCGAUAAAUUUCCAACCGAAAAGGCCACACGUCGUGAAAUUUGGCCGUGACGGCAAGACUGCGUGGCUCGCGGUAGACAACUUCCCGAACGUCACCGGUCAAUCGGUCGGCCGCCUUUCUCAGCUCAAUACCAAACCCGUUCUAUACUUAGGUCGGUAACUAUACUACUAUAAUUAACAACGUAUGUUCGUUUUCGAACAAUUAAAAUAUUCAUUUUUUAUUUUUAUUUAUUUUUAUGGUUUGCGUUUUACCGUAUAGGCGGCCACGAGUCUCCGGGUAUGGCCGACUUACCCCACGAUUUGCCGCUGCACACCGGGUUCGUGGGCUGCAUGAGUUCGGUGAAGCUGAAGGCCGGCCACGUGACGGUCCCGCUGAGCCUAUCGCGUGCGUAUUCCACGGUGAACACCGGAAGGUCUGUGUCCCAAUGUUCGACCAACGAAUGCUACCGGAACAACAUAUGCCAGCACAACGGCGCGUGCAUCCAGCACGGCUCUUCGCUGGCGUAAGUCUUGCUGUCGUUCGUGCUCAAACGGCGCGAAAUAGGACCGUAUGCGUUAUUAUAUACCAUAGAUGUGACAAAUUUUUAAAAACAAACGAAAUCGGAACUUUGAAAAUUCUACUAAAGUAUACCCAUCCUUUUGAAUACCAUCAGAUACUCCGCGCCGAUCUUUUCGUUAUUGUUAAUGUUAUAUAGUAUAGAUUUUCUUUUUUUGUUUACGGCGACAGGUGCGUGUGCGACGAUGGCUGGUUCGGGCCGGUGUGCUCGCACCGGUACAACGCGUGCGACGCGAACCGGCACAACUGUUCGGACGGGUCGACCUGUGUGCCGGUCGGUGCCGGAUACGAGUGCGAUUGUCCAGCUGGCCGCGCCGGCAAACAUUGCGACAGGGACGAGCGGCUGUCCGACGUCAGAUUCCUAGGCAAACGUUCGUUUCUGUCCGUGGCCACGGCGGAAUUGAACACGCAACAGUUCAGCGUCGAGCUCGAGAUUAAGCCGUCCGAGGAACACGGCGUCGUGUUCUACGUCAAGCACGACGUUGCGCGCAAGAAGUUCCUGUGCCUGUCGCUGUAUGGCGGCGUGCUCGAGCUCAGGAUUUCUGUUCAAGGUGUAUAAUAGGCAACAAUACCAUAAUAGUAUUGAUAAAAUAAUGAUUUAGUGGUUGAUAAAUGAUGAUCGAAGGAGAAACACGAUGAUAUUAUUAGACAAUAAUAAUUAUUAUUAUAUGUAAAUUAUUGACCGCGUGUAGAUGCGGAGGCUGCCGUAGGUAAAAGGUAAGCCAAAGAAAAAGCGGUUAGAGAUUUUAAGAGGUGAUGUGUGGGUAUGUUGAAUAAACGAAAGAAUGACGAUGGAUAGGGUGAUGUAGAUGGUGAGCAGGUAAGUGGGAAUAAAGGUGCAGAUGUGAGAGGAGCGUAAUCGAUGUAUGAUAGUUUAUAUGAUAUAAACUGGACCCUGAUAUGAAUUAUUAAAACUUGUAGACAGUAGCGGAUAUAUCCUAGUUCUGAGGGGAGGGGCGGUUUUCAAAUCCACAGAGGUUAUGAGGUUUAUUCCCUCCGGUGAUUAUUUCAGACUUUCUCAUAGAAGGAGGGGGAUUAUCGUAAUUUCCAAAAUGUCCUAUAAAAAUUCUUAAGUAUUAAGUUGUAGAUAAUAAUAUAUAAUGGUGACAAUAAUCCCGAGAGGGAAGGGGGCGAUCCACCAACCUCGAUAUCCGUCACUGCUUUUAGAUGAUGAUAUUUUCAAGACAAUCUAGUCGGCGUUUUUGAAAUAUUAAGUAUUAACAAAGUUACAAGUGUUUAUAUAAAAAAAAAAAAUACAAUUUACGAUGCACACAUGUAUUUUGUACUUUUGAUAAAUAUUUAAAGAACAUUGUAAAUCUUUGUCGAUGAGGUUGCCUUCAAAUAUUGUUGUCACCUAAUCAUUUUAUGCAUUGUUGCAAAUUUUCCUUGUAGAAAGACAGGUACGGAAAACGCCGCUAUGACGACUUAUAAUGUCAAUUUUAAACAUAACCGAAUAUUUAUAAAACUUUUCUAUAGUGGGUGAAACGCGACGUCAAGACGACGUUCUAGUGGUCCGUAGCGGUCGAGUGUUGACACUGUCGGAAUGGCAUAGCAUACGAGUGGGCAGGUACCGCCGAAAACUUUACCUGUGGGUGGACGGAAUGAUCAACUACGCUGUUUUGCAGCCGUCUGAAGGAAUUUCGGCCUUUGAAAAUCUCAUAUACUUUGGUAAGUCUACGCAAUUUCAUAAUGGCGUGAAGGUUAUUUUAUAUUAUGAAGCAGACGCACUAAAAUAACCAAAGACCUCAUACAACCUAAGUCUAGAAGAAUCAACAGCCGUAACUAGUAUUGUGUUUAUCUAAAUAGGUACAUUUUUACAUUUUAUCUGAUCUGUUUAGAUGAGAAAUAAUUUAUCUGAUUUUAUAACUAAGAUAAAUAAUUGAAUUAUAUAGAUAAAUCGUUUAAACCGUCAUUUAAAAAUUUAUAAAAAUAAUAGGUACAAUAUUAUGAAUUAUAACGGUAUAAUGAAUAAAUUAUUAAGAUACAUCUGUCAUAGUGUCACACAACUAUUUUUAAAUCUAGAUGUAUACCAAAUCUGAUACAAUUUUAAUAGUUUUAGCACUUUGGUUUUUUGAUAAGUAAAAUUAACAAAAUUAUAUUUUUUUUUUGUCUAGAUAAAAAAUGUGCUUGUUAAUAAUUAUCCUUACAGACCUAUCUAAUAAUAGUUAAAUUGUUCUAUAUAUUUUAUACUCAUUUAGAUAAUAUUAUUUUUUUAUCUUUAUCUACAUAUUUUAAAAUGUAUCAUUCUACUUACAACACUGGUUGUAACUAAGGCUACUAAAGGCUACCACCCCGAUUACACGACUCUACAUUUUUUUUUUUUUACCACUAUACUUACAACUUAUAAUGAACCUCCUAUUAACUUACCUAUUAACUCCUAUUAACUGGUUUGAAAAGACAAUUAUUCAAAUUUUCAAAAAAAUCAUAGAAAAUAAAAGACCAACAAAUGACUUUAACAAAAGUUUCAACCACCAAAAAAUUGUCUACAACUCUAUUUUACAAAAUGGCUAAUUAGAAUUUUUUUUUUAAAAAAUUAUACUAAAAUUCUAUAUUUUUUAUUUUAAGUCUCCAUUCCCCUAACAAAAAAAAUGUCCAUGUAUAAACUGUAGCGCAGAGGCAUAUAAUUAUUAAAAAAAAAAAUGUAUCAAAAAUAUUGACUAGAACAAAAAUUAUUGCAUUCUCGAAUCCUCGUGAGACACCUUGCAUAUUAAUAUUAUUUGCGAUUCUUGUAUGCACGAAAAAUGUAGGUGGUCUACCGGAUCUGUCACGUAUGCCACCCGGAUCCACUGCCGGACUUCCGGUGUCAUUUACCGGUUGUAUCCGCAGGCUGUCGAUCGAUUACGACACGAUACCGUUAAACUUUUCGUCGAUCACUGUCGGCCGGAACAUAGCUGACUGCGAUGGGACCCCGUGUGGUGGUGAUCUUUGCCACCACGGUGGCAGUUGUUGGUUAGAUAUGGACAUGAGGCCACACUGCCACUGUCUUCAGGUGAGUACGUACCUAUAUAUAAUAAUAACCGUACCCGGGGGCGACGCCAGUUAUUGCGAGGCCUUUGACAAAAUACUUGAGAAAUACCCUUUGAAAUGUAUAAUUUAUCUUACUGGAGACAUCAUUAAGUAGAUAUCUAUUUACCAACAGCGGAUCUGAAGCAAAUUUAAAGGUAUGGGAUGUAAACUAACAAACAAAUUCCGGCGGUUAUUAUUUUCAUUACAUCGUUUGUUUAUCUGCUCUAAAAACUUGUACAUUAUUUGCGCACCAACGGCAGUAAAUCAUAAGCGCACCAACAAACCGAAUAAAUGAUUAAAAAAAAAAAGUAAAAUUCUCUGUGUUUCAGUUUUUCUUUACUAUACACAAAUAUUUUUGAAAAAUGACAGCAGCUUUUCCACGAUUUGAAUUGAUAAAUUUUAAAUGACUCAUAUUGACAAACUAAAAUGAAAUAAAAUGUAUCCAUUUUUUUUUGUCUAUGAACAACUUACCUAUUAAAAUCAAUUAAUAUUUAGUAAACAAAUAGGUACGCAACAAAUAUAAUUGUCGAAUAGUUUUUAUUUAAUUUCUAAAUAUUGAUAUGAACAAAGUUCUAAAAAUAUAACACUUUUGUUUUUUGUUAUUUUAAAUAAUCUAUUAUUUCUGUUUAACUAUACAUAUGUAAAAAACUGUAUUAAUUUUGUCGUCAAGGAGUUUACCGGAAACUCGUGCAACAAGCUAGUACCUUGCACCGAAUUCAAGUGCCAAAAUAAAGGACACUGUGUGAGUGAAAACUUUGGAAACACGUCGUUCGUAUGCAAAUGCCCGUCCGGAUGGGACGGCCCGUUUUGCACGAAAGGUAUGUUAGAAAUCAAAAAAUUAUUCUAAUGUACGAAUUAACAAUCAACAUUUAAAAAGACGGACAUACUUCAUACGAUGGUUGCUAUUUUUAGUGAAAUGUUGGAAAUGUAGGAUUUAGAGGGGAAAUUAAUUUGUACUUGUAAGCAACGAUAAACCAUUGCUAUCUAAAAACAAUUCUGAGCGGAGUUCAGUUGAUAGUGAUGCUUUGUCAACAAUAUAUAUUUGUUGAACAAAUUGUUUCGUGGUUCCGUAGCCAAACUGUUCUCUAUCAUACCUAAUUAUUACCUAUGUAAUACUAUACUAUCCUAACCUUCAUUGUAUUGUAAUCUUGUCAUAUAAAUGUAAAGUGUGCUUUAAUACAUUUUUAUUGCAAAGUUUAUAAAGCCUUUGGUCUUAGUAAAAAUCCAACAAUAUUAUGGUAAAAUAAUUAAAUACAUUUUCUUUAAUAAUAUUUGUACCGUUUUUCCCUUUUAUAUUAGGAAAACUGCGGGGAAAAUUUAAAAAUUACCUCCUUAAAGUACCACCCCAAGCAUAUUUCCUUUCAAAAAAAAGUCUAUAUCGUAUACAUCGGAGUAAGCUUUCUGGUAGAAAGUGUUCACAUAAAAAAAUAAACAUCUUUGUAAAACCAAUACAUUCUUCACUUAAAAUUUAAAACAGAUAUUAAUACCUAACUCAAAAAUCAUCUGAAUGUUUUGUGAGUCAUAACACGUGUAUAUGCCUAUAAAAUAUAAAGUUCUAAUAACUGCUGAUACCUAUAUGUAAAUAUAAGAGUUCGAUAAAUAUCGCAAGUGUAAUACUUCAGAAGUACCUAUUAUGUUUUCUUCGAAUGACUACAAAAUCGAAACUAACAUGGGUUAUAGUAUACUUACAUAUUUCUGUUGUAUCCUCAAUAUUAAAAAAAAGUCCAAGGGAAAUAGAAAAAUGACCUCUCAAAUGGCUCACCAACUAGACCUAAUUUACUACCAGAAACCACUGCCAAAAUUUAAAAAAAUCAUUGAAGUCUCGAAAAUUUCGGCUUCGAAAUUCUUCUCUAAAACAAAAACAUAAACAAAUAUCCGAAGUCAUACAAUGGUUUUUAGAUUCUAAGCGCAACCAGGAAUGUAUUAUUUUUAUUAUGAUGUUUUUUUUUACCAGAACCUUGAUCCGAUUUUCUAAAAUAGCAUUUUUUCUUAAAAAUAAUUGUGACUAGUUUGUGAACUGGGAGAUCAUUCCCUGAUUUUCUAUGUAUUUUUUCUAAUAAUUAGAACAUUGCGGGAAAAAUGAAAGAAAAAGGAAAUUUAAGGAUUUCAUGUUUUUCGGUUUUCAAGUAAUUUCAUUAAAAAUAAUUGGCUUGAAAUCAUCAUACAACACUUAUAUUAGCUAUUUCUUAUCGUGGUAAAAUUUUUAAAACAUUUUGGAAAUUUUUGAGCAAUUUAUAAGCGUUUUAGAUUUUUUGAAUUUGUUUUUAGUUUUUAUUAAUUUUAUGUGAAAUUAAUUGUUUUGGUCAAACAGAAAUGUUUGAAAAUUUGACAUAAAAUUCAUCAUAAGUUGAACCUGGUAGUUCAAAAAAAAAAAAAUGAUGACAAAAAUCUUAGAAAUCGCGACGUUUAAAAAGAUGUUUAAUCAAACUUCGCUCAGAAUCAUAUUUCAUUAGCAAUGGUUUAUCUUUACGUCUUACGUGAACUUGUAGAGUAAAUAUUUUUUUCUUACACGCAUCGUGAAUGUACCUACAGUAAUCAAACUACUAAAUCCUAUUCACUGUAACUCACUGUGUAAAAUCUUACACGGGUCUUUCUUAACUUUACGUUUUAAUUAAUAACUUACUUUUUGUUAAGUUAAAACUAUUUACAUAAUCUUUUUCACAGUCGUGAUUUAAAUUACUUAAAAUAAGAUUUACAAAUCAUGCGUUUUAUACAUGCUCAUCGCUGAUUAUAUCAUUAUAUUUACAUGUAUUGAAAUUAUGGCCAUAAGUUAUUUAUAGGUAAUUAUUUAAAUUUUUAUUGCACAUUGUACUAAUUUCCAUUUUGCAUCAUUGCAUUUUUGAUUAUUUAUAAUUUAUUCUGCAUGAACUGGAUACAAAAUGCUACAAAACUCUCAUAAUUUUUUGAUUUUUUUUUUUUUUGUUGAUCAACAGCAAUGGUCUCUUGUCGUUUUUUUUAUUUCUGGUAGAAAACAUAAAGCGUAAAAAUGUUAAAUAAUGAAAUCGUACAUUUUGUAGGUUUUCAUUUUACGUUGUUUCCCUGUUCUUCUUAAUUUAUUAUAAAAACUAUUUGGAAAAUUCUAAAAUACUUCAUACUUCAUACUUACCAAAUAAAUUAAAAAUUCAACAAAAAGAUUUCUUUUUGUUAUUUUAUUAUAGCAAUAUUUCUGGUAUUAAUAUUAUAUUUUUGGUUUUUCCCAAUUAUAAACACUACUUAGAAAAUCAAAAAAUGACUAUCUUUGUGAGCAACUAGAUCAAAAAUGCAAGCAAAAAAGGUCCGUUCUUUUUUAAUUGAAGCAAGAUUUCUAGGAGAAAACAUAGGUUACAAAAAUGUAAAAUCAUGAAAUCACUAAGGACGAAAAUAUUUGUCCAUUUAUGCCUGUUUUUCCAGGUUUUUCGACUAUAAAGGUUGCCGAACACUGGUUUAGAGUUAGUUAAAGUGGGAUUAUUUUCUAUAGUAUUUAGUUUCUAGUUGCUAGUAACAAUAAUACAUAUUAUUGUUACUAGCUGUUUUGUACAGAAAAAACCGUCUAUAUAUAUAUGUGUGUGUACAAUGUACCUAAGUACUACAUUUAUAUCAAAUAGUUUUUGCUCCAGCAGUCCAUCAGAAAUUUUCCGUCUAUUAAAACGUUUACAAAUCAUGUUCAAUAAGUAAUCAUAUUUUAAUAGAUUAAACAAUUAUUUCUAGAACUUCCAACUGGACCACCGCUGUUCAAAGGACAUGGGUAUUUAGUUCUUAGUAAACUUUCAUCACUUACUAAACGAGAAGGCAACAAUAAAGUCAGCGUAGAUAAUGAGACACAAUUUAUCAGUUUAAAUUUUUCAACAACAUAUAAUAAUGGAUUGCUUAUGUGGACAUCUCAGGUUAGUGUCAAAAAUUACAAACUAGAUUACCUCAGAGUACCUAUUGAUUAGUAACAUUACAUAUAUUGAUUUGUUCUUUAAAGGAAGAGUGGUACAUUGGCUUAGGAAUUAUAAAUGGAUUAUUAACAUUAACAUGGGCCCACAAAUACCAAAAACCCAUCAAACUGACAGCGCCAGUUUCUAAUAUAACAAAUAGUGAAUGGCAUAUGGUCAGAUUAAAUGUCACAAAAUCAGAUGUAACAUUAGAAUUAGACAAUUGGAUAUCCAAUCCAUACCAUCACAAUAUAGAGUCAUUUAAUUUGAAUGAUAACAUUAUUUAUUUAGGUAGUAUAAAAUAUGGAAAAAUAAUGCUAAUUUAUUUAUGAUAAUAUUUUUUACAGGAGGUGUUCCAGAAGAAAAAUAUUUCUCAUAUGAUAAACCAGAUUUAUUUCAAGGCAAUUUUCAAGGGUGUAUUCAACAACUAACUGUUCAAGAAAACGUUAUAACUGAUUUCAAACACUAUGAAAGUGUAAAUGUAGAUGAAUGUAAUAUGUGGUGAAACUGUUAGUAAAAUUAAUGUGAGCAAAAUAAUCAAUUCUAACAAUUUUAACAAUUCUAAGGAAUUAAAAUUAAUCAACCAAUCAAUGUACUCGAGUCUAUUAUUAAUAUUUAACAAUUAUUAUACAAAUUUAAAUAUCUCUUCAUAUUAUACUCAACUGUGAUUUCUGAUGGGGCGCCAGUCAAUAGUUAUUUUCCUUAAAAUGUUUUUGGAAAAGCAAUUACUUCACAGUACUGUUUAUUGCACAAAAUUGAAAAAAAUCUAAUAAUACCUUUAUCAUUAUAACAUAUUAGAUUUGAUAUUAUAUUAUUUUGUAACAAUUAUAAAUUAUUUAUUAUUAUGAAUAUUUUUUUUACCUAAAGCUACCUAUAUCACUAUACAAUGAACAACCUUCUUUCGAUGCUUCAACUAAAUGAGUCAUAGCUUCUAUACAUGUUUUUACUAUAGACUCAAUUAUUUAGGACUAAAUCGUAUUGAUAAUCUUCAAUCUAAAAAGGUUAUUCAAAUAACAGUGAUUUGGAUAUCAAUCAAUUAUAAUAUAAGUAGAGUAAUACUUUACUUUUAAUAUUUAAAUUUACAGUAAAAAUCUAUGCCUAAUGCCUUAUUUAUAAUAUUUUCCAGAGGUCACUCUUAUUUCAUAUACCAUAAACAUAUACCAACUUUUGAUAUUUAAAUAUCAACAAUUCAUAAUCACUAUUUUAUUUCUCUAAGUUCUUGAUCACAAGGUCAUACAGUGAAGAAUAAUUAUUACACAAUCGAUACAUUAUCCUGGAACUAGCUAAAGCUUGUUUUUGGUCCAUAAUUUGUAUAGCUUGUUGAAAAUCUUCUAUAUGGGAAUAUUUCAAAGCCUAAAACUUAAAAAACCAGUUAUAAAAUAUUUUUUGAAAUAGGUAAGCUAAUGCAUAUUAUACAACUAAAUAAAAUCACUAUAUGUAAUACUAUAGUCCGGCCAAGAAAGGAACGCUACUGAGCAGCAAACAAAACUUAUCCAUUCUUGCACAUUCCUAUGUGAGUAGAUAUGAGUGGGAGAAAUCCGGGCACAAAACCUCAGAGUUCGUUCAUUUAGACAUAUCAAGGAGUAGCAUUAUUUUUAUUAUUAAAUAUAUUCUUAUUAAAAAAAACAUAAAUUUAAUAGUAUCAUAAUAUUGUUAAACAAUUAAAUGCAGACAAUAUAUGAUUUUAAAAUGAACAAUUACAACAAAUGUACAGUUUUACUUUGUUAAAAAUACAAAGAAGUAAUAAUGCAGAUUGGUGUACCUUUGUUGUAGGUAUAGGAAGUUGGAAAGGUAGAAUACAUGAUUAUUGUAUUUUUAUAUGUAUAAAUUGAACAAAAAAUUGAUGUGGAAAUAUGAUUCUGAGCAAAGUUUGGUUAAAGAUGUUUUUAAAUGGAGUAAUAUUUAUGAUUUUUUUUCAAUAUUUUACUUUUAACAUUUAUAAAAAAAAAUUUCAUUAAACUUAAAUUUUUUGUUCCACUAAGUACAGCUUAAAAUAAACCUUGUGUUAAAUUUUUAAGCACUUCUGUUUAAGCCAGAUAAUUUUAUGAACACACAACCAAAUAAAAUAAAUAACACGAACAAGGGUACAAAUAUGUAAAAUUUUUAGGUCUACAACUAUUUUUAACCAAAUUACAAAAAAAAAAAUAUUUUCUAGCAAAAGAGUAUUUAGCAGGAGAAAAAAACACAGAUCUAAGUAAAGUUGAUAGCUUCUUUGUACCACUCAGAAUCUUAAAUAUUAAAACAUCCAUCUUUGUAAAUAAUCCUUAUAAUUUUGGAUUAAUAAUUUACAAAUUCUCUAUGGUAGAUAUUAGCAACUCAAACCAGUACCCCACAUUAAGACUAAUAGAGCUUCACUGGGGGAUGACCAUUUUGCUAAUGCCAUUUUGACAUGUAACCAUUUUGGGGUGUAGCCGUUUUUGGCAUAAAUUAGAAUCAAUAAUUUAUUUAAUUACAAUUCAUUAAAACUAAAUAUUUUAAUACAAUUAAAAAUUGAUGCUAAGAAACUUACAUGAAUAAAUAUUAAUGUUUAAUGAUGAAAUAGUAUGUGUUACACAUCUUAAAUAUAAUGUUAAAAUAUGUGGUGUAUCUGAUUCUUGAAUUAUUUUUAAUAAUUUUUUUGUCGGAGUCAGGAUACUUUUUUUAGGGGGUUCUUCCUGAUUCCAAUUGGUACCUAUAAAUAUGUAUCCCUUCUAGCUUGGAUCAUUCUUAAGCUUGUUAUGAAUAACUAUAAUGUAGGAUGGGCAAUUCUUAUUUCAAUUUAACCAAUGAUACUGCUAUAAUUUGAACGGUAUAAAAAAUUAAAAGGGUGUUGUUUUGAUACUAUUUAUUUUUUAUGGUGGGUAUAAGGGUUGUAAGGGUGGCAUUUUAAAAUUCACCUAUACACAGCAUAUUAUGCAUUAACCUGGCACUAGUUAAAACAUACAACAUUGAAAAUGGCAGGAAAAUCAAAAACAAUUAUUAAGUGUAUUUAGACUAGUUAAAAAAAACUAAUUUACCAUAUUUUUGAAAACUAUGAGUAUAUGAAACAUAAGAAGGCAGCUUUUCUUUAAAGCAAGAGGAUUUCUUAGUGCAGUUAAAAGUUCUAUCAACUCUUAGGAUUGUAAUUGAUUGAAGUAGUUCUUCCUAUAUUUUUGAAUGGCGUCUCAAUUAGCAAAUACUACUCCAACUUGUUCUCCAUUUACCAUUUACCAACAUUAGACAUGUUGAAAAAAUCUAAACAACAAAAUAGUAAGAAAAUAACAAUAAUAAAACAACUAACAUUUGAAGUUUAUAACAGAACCCAAAAUAUACAAUUAAACCUUGAGGAUAGGCGCUGUAAGUUUGAAGUAUAAGGCAUUAUGUUAGUUCAAUCAGGAUAUCUAUUAACUCAUCAAUAGUUGUGGGAUUUUUUGGGACUGUAAAUGUGUGUAGUUUAGUGUACUUUCAGGAUUUUUAGAAGUAUAUUCUAACAGUUAUUGUUUCACAAUUAAAACUAUAAUAUAAUAUUAUUCCAGAAUUCUUUCAAUACAACUUCUUGAAUAUAAAUUUGUUUAGUGGAAAUAGCCAAUUUGCCAGUACUUGCUCUGUCUAAAACAAAAGAUUGUCUUAAAUUAAUUAUUGGAAUGUAAUUGGAGAUCAAUGAUUGUGUGGAAGAUUACAUCACCAUUACCAAUAAUAUCUAUAGAUCUAACCCAAGCUGGUGAUGGAUAAUAUUUAAAGAUAUUUUUCUGAUUUUCACAAAAUAAAUAUCUACAUAAUAAUAAAGUAAUUAAUAUUAUAAUAUAAAAUAGCUAAAUAAUGAAAUAUUUAUAUCUAAAUCUAUGUAGAUGACAUUGACGUUUAAAGUAAAUAUCAUAAUAACUAUCAGUUGCUCUCAUUGUUUUUUGUUCCUAGUGCCAUUUGUAUGGUAAUUCGAGAGUAAAAAAGUUGAAUCAUCAACCCUAAAAAGCUUAAAAUUAUUAAUGUUAUUAAUUUAAACAAAUUAAAACUAACAAAUGAUAAAAUUAUACAAUUUAUUACUUGGUAAGUAAUCGUGGAGAGUAUUUCAAUGACACCAUUGAAAGCCAUAUUUCCUUUGAAUUCCAGAAAAGAAAAACAUAAAAAAAAAAACCAAAAUUAUGUUAUAUUAAUGUUACUUAAUUAGUAAAGACACAGGAAUAGUCAGCACGAUGUUCUAUAAAUUUGAAUAAUACUGGUUUAUUUUCAAACAAUCCUAAUAAACCAGUUCUAUUUAUCUUGACAAACCAUUACUUAUCUUAUUAUAUUUUAAUAUCUGAUCAAGCAGUUAAUAAUCUAUUUAAUCUAAUUAAAUUUAUUCAUUUUGAACUUUAUUCAUUCAAUAUUUUUACAAAUAAUAAUUUAACAGUUCAUUCGUUAAACUGUAUAUCUAAUUGUGAUUCAACCUGUAAUCCUAAAUGAAUUAAUCUUGAAAAAGUAUUAGAAAUUGAAUAUCUUAGAUUAAUUAAUAAUUAUAGGCUAAAAUGGGACAGGCAUAUCAACUUUGUAAAUAAUAAUUUACAUAAAUUCUUCUAUGUAUUCAAAGAAUCUAGAUAUAUUUUUCAUAAUUAUUAUAAAAUAAUUAUUUAUUUAUCCCUAUUACAAUCUUAUUAUUCUUAUGGUUUAUCAAUUUGAGGAGGAACCUAUAAUAUCCAUUCAUCCAGAUUAAAUGUUACUAUUAAUUGUAUUAUAAAAUAUUUAUUAAAUUUACCUUUUCAAACAAGCACUAGCAUAAUAUAUAAGGCACUAAAUGUAAAAAACUUUUAAUUUAUUUAUAAUUUUUCUGUCUUAAUCAAUUUAUUUAUACAUCAACAUUUAAUACCAAUAUGAACAUAAAACUAGAUUCAAACAAAAUAUCAAUAUACACUUACCAAAUUGUACUGAAUCAAAAAAGUACAUUUUAAAUUAGCUUACUUUUAUGUGUCAUUUAAUAUUAAUUUAAAUAAUUUUAAGAAUUUUACUGCUUUCAAAAAUUAUAUAAAAAAAUUAGAUUUAAAUUGUAUUUAAUUCCAGUUAUUAACUACCUCAUAUCUGUCAUGUAUUGUCUAUUUUAUUUAUUUUAUCUAUUGGCCUCAUACUAUUAGAUUUGAUACCUCAUUGAUGAUUAUAUUAAUUGUGUCUAGUAUAAUUAAGUCUCUUUAUUCUAUUUGUAAUUGAAAUUUUUAUUUUUAAUUAUCAUUUGUAACAAUACUUAUUCUUACUUAACAUUUUUUUUCCUUUUAAGAACUUGCACUCCCAGCACACGCUCUGCUUUUGGAGUGCUGCAAUAUUUAUUUAAUUAUAAUUAUUAUACAUUUAUAAAUUUAUUUAUAAUUUAUACAUAUAAUAUUUUUUUAUAAUAUGUAAAGAUAUGUUAUUGCUGCAAUAAAUAUGAUAUUAUUAUUAUUAUUAUAUUGUACUGCUGUAACAUUCUGAUUAAUUAAGAGAUUAAAUUUGUGGGUUUUCACUGCUCUAGAUUUGAAAUAAGGCUGAUGGUUAUGUAAGUUAUAUUUUUAAAUAAAAGGUUUGUUAUAUUAGGUAUAUUAAUCUUAUUAUAUUAAUUACCUAAUAAGAAUAUUAGUAAUAUUAAUAAAAAAAAACUCGUGUUUUACAUUUUAACUGUAAUAUACCUGAUGAUAAUAUUUAAUUUGAAACUGGUCGUAAAAUACACUUAUCAUACUUCAGGCGACACAUUCAUUUAUUUAUUUUAUUUUUAAAUAUAAAUUUAUUUACUUUAUUUAAAAAAAACUAUCCAUAGAUAUUAAAAUUAUUUACACAACAUUUAUUGAUAUUAUAAGGACGUUUUAACAGCAUCUACUGUUUCAGUCCAACUACUGAGUAACAUAAAAAAAUAAUUCUUACGCAGAAUAAGUAAAACCAGCCUAAUUUUGAUUUUAGAGUAAAAGUACUUAUUAUGAAAUUUAUGUAGAACAAUAUUUUGUAGGGAAUGUCAGAGGUGUUUUUUGAAUUAUGAACUAUUAAACGUCCACUUUAACACUUACAUUUACUUAAUGUCAUGUAGCUGUUGUUUGUUCAGUGGCGUAGCCAAGAAGGGGUUAUAUCCUCAACCAUGCAUGAUAGCUCGAUUUAAGAUGGUCGUCUAAUAGAUUAAUAUAGAAGCGUUGAUCCCUUAUGACGACCGUGUAACAAAAUUGAAGCCCAUACGUCGCACGUCAGUCAUUAACCCUAAAAAGGAACUGUUAACAAAAAUCUGUUCGGAUAUUUCGCGUCGUCAAUAAAUAUUGACAUCAAUUUGAUGAUAAGUGAUAACCGUUUACACGAAAUAGAUUAAUAUUAUUAUUAUUACUCUAUGCUGUCAGUGUGCAUAUCUACAAACUGAUAUUGUUACUAUUGUCAACUUUGUUGAAAUAGUGACAACUGAAAAAAUAGUCUACAGACCACGAAUUUAGAUAUAAUACCUACGUGACGUCUAUUUAAGAGGUUCAAUUUAAGUAAUAUAGAAUGCACGUGCAUUCAUGGCUUGCGUCUGUAUGCGUAGUAAAUGAUCAUUAGUGUGAGUGUAAAUCCAUCCGUUUACCUAACCACCACCUAUUGCAUCACCAUAACACUACUGGUUUUGUCGCGUUUGGCGUUAUCGUACAUUACGCCGUCGCGUCGGCCGCCACCGCUACAAAUAUCUGAUAUUUUCAUAAUAUUAACACGUUAACUAUUUAUAGGCAUUUUAAAUUGUCAAAUUUUUUUUUUUAAUUUUGUUUGGUUUUAAGUCGUUAAAAUCGGUUUGACCUCACAAAAAUACAUCAAAAUUCAACACAAAUUUUACAAGUUAUAAUAUGUAAAAUAAAUGUCCUAGGACAAUGGAGACAGGUGCAGCCACUGUUAUAGGUUUAAUUUAAUGUACAUCUGUAAGCAACGAUAAACCAUUACUAACAAAAAAAUGAUUCUGAGUAAAGUUUAGUUGAUAGUAAUACUUUGUCAACAAUAAAUAUGCCGUAUUAUAGUAAAAUAAUUAAAUAGGCUCCAUAUUAUUCUUUAAUAAUAUUUGUUUAAUGUUGUACCGAUUUUCCCAGUUUUCCUACGUUUUUCCGGUUUUCCAUGUUUUAUCCCAGUUUUUCGCAUUUGCUGGGAAAACGCCUGAGAAAAACGAAAAAUUACUUUCCUAAAGUAUCCCCCCACGAUUUCGUUUCAGAAAAGGUGCUACAUGUAGAAAUCUGAGCAAGUCUUCUGGUUGCACACAGAUAAAAAAAAAAAUAACAACUGUAAAACUAUAAGCUCCUUCGCUCCACUCAGAAUAUAAAACGAACACGUUUAUACCAAAUAUUCAAAAAACAAUAUGUGUGUGUGUGUGUGUAUAAUUGUGGUGUCUUGCUUUUUUUUACGCUACAUCAUCUGAAUUAGGAUUAUUUAAUCUUUUUUAAACAACAAAAUAAUAUGUCAUAAUCUUCACAUUUUAAUGCUUACAUACCUACAUAAUAUAAUAACUAUUAUUACUUAUGUACAUUUAUUGAUAAAUAUUUUUCAACUUUUAGAUUCGGAGCACAGCGAUUUCGAUUACAAAAUAGAAAUUCCGCACUUAUGAAUUACCUACUCUUGACUUUCAUAUAGUAGCAUAUAAUAAAAAUUAGUAUUAAUAUCUAUUUUAGUGUUGAAAUUUUUAUUUUCCAUUACUGAAAAAAUUUUUUUAUCAUAAAAGUAUCAUUCAAAAGAGCAUACACCCAAAAUUAAUGUAUCAAUACAUCAAUUGCUUGACCACAAUAGUAUCAAUUAUUAAAUUAAUUGAUAUAUCAAUGAAUUAUACAUUUUUUUUUUUUUUUAAUGUUUAAAACUACACAUUUAUGGUUGUUGUAAAAUAAAAUACAAUUUGUUGUAUUCUUUUGUAUUUGAAUUUAGUAUUUAUAUUAAAAUAUUAUUCCAUGUAUAAUUAGAAUUUGUACACACAAAUAUAUAGGUUGUUUUAUUAAGUAUGCUCACUCCAUUUUUAAGUUUAAUUAAAGUGAAUAUUUUUGAAUACUUUGGUUUUUCAAAUGAAAACCUUUAUUAAAAAUUACAUACAUGGAUGGAGUAUUAGUUUGAAUAUAUUUUUAAUUUAUGUCAACUGAUAGAUAUUCUAAAGAUGUUCCAUUUUUAAGUUUAGAUAAGGUGAGUAACAGAAUAUCAUUUAUGUGGUGGUGUAGCAUUUUAAAAGUGGAAUGUCUUGUUAAUGGGUUGAUGAAAAUCAAACAUUUCCUCACCAAUACUCCAUUUAUUUAGUAAAAUCACCUAAUAUAAAAAUUUAAAAAAGGGGGCAAUAUUCUAGAAGACUAGAUGAAAAUUUGUUUUGAUAAUUAUUAUUUCUUAAGUGUUAUAGUCUUAUAUUUCUCAAGUGUUAUAGUCUUAUAUUUAUUUAUGUUUGGUUUAGAUUACAAUCCUUCAAUGGAAUCUGGCAAUUGUUUAAACUAUAGACCUGCCAGAAGUCCAUGUUCUGGUGGUGGAUGCGGAUAA
Molecule: messenger RNA, 38444 nt
Organism: Cinara cedri
Lineage: Eukaryota; Metazoa; Arthropoda; Insecta; Hemiptera; Aphididae
Source: the annotation of a GenBank genome assembly